Molecule: messenger RNA, 1032 nt
Organism: Lasiodiplodia theobromae
Lineage: Eukaryota; Fungi; Ascomycota; Dothideomycetes; Botryosphaeriales; Botryosphaeriaceae
Product: Glutathione s-transferase
Exons: 3
Coding region: 1-1032 (343 amino acids)
Source: RefSeq, a predicted model, not a curated record
AUGGCGUCGGUGCCAAACGAGAUCGUCCUCUUUCACUACCCUUUCUCACCCUACGCCCGCCGCAUCACCUGGUAUCUGCAGCUCCGCGGCAUAGCAUUUGCGCAAUGUAUACAACCGAUGACAAUGCCUCGUCCCGACCUUCGCGAAUUGGGAAUCGCCUACCGCCGUAUUCCGCUCAUGGCCAUCGGCCGCGACGUAUAUUGUGACACUCGGCUUAUUCUCCGUAAGCUCGAGGAGCGUUUCCCCGACGGGGCGCUUGGAGCGUCGGGCAGCGACCACAAAGCCAUUGAGCGCCUACUGGACCGUUGGACCACCGACGCCGGGGUAUUCGCUCGCGCCGCCACGCUGAUCCCGCCCGACACGCCUGCCCUCCAGGACCCCAAGUUCGCCAAGGAUAGGGAGGAAUUCUCGGGGCGCAGUUGGUCCAAGGAGGCCAUGAUACGCGCGCGGCCGGAAAGUCUCGUGUACAUUCGCGACGCCUUUGCGCUGCUGGAGGAGACGCUGCUGGCGGACGGGCGGGAGUGGAUCCUAAAGACAUCGACCCCCAGUCUGGCAGACAUUGAAGCUAGGCGUGGUCUGAUGCUCGGGUUAGCGAUAUGGCCGUUCGACUGGCUCGUUGAGAUGAAGGGCGCGCUGCCGGCUUCGGUGAUAUCAGAACGGCAGUUCCCCAAGGUGUACGCGUGGAUUGAGAGGUUUCGAGGAGCGCUGCGCGCGGCCAAGUCGUCGGGGCCCAAGCCCGUGACGCUGAAGGGUGCGCAGGCGGUCUCGUUCGUCUCUGGCGCAAACCUUGCGGAAUGCGGCGGCCAUAUUGAUGCGGCUGAUCCGUUGGGCCUGGUUAAAGGUCAGGAGGUAGAGGUGUGGCCGAUCGACAGCGGGUUCCAGCACCGAGACCGGGGUACGCUGGUCAGCCUGACACCAGUAGAGAUGGUGCUGGCGAGUAGGACGCAAGCCGGUGGCAGCGAGGUACACAUUCAUUUCCCGCGGUGGGGUUUCAGGAUAGCGGGAGCGCGGGGGGCGGCAGCCAAGCUGUAG